This is a messenger RNA of Hippoglossus stenolepis (Pacific halibut), 1464 nucleotides long. RefSeq names its product T-cell acute lymphocytic leukemia 2 (gene tal2). The transcript has 2 exons. Lineage: Eukaryota; Metazoa; Chordata; Actinopteri; Pleuronectiformes; Pleuronectidae. Bases 204 to 542 code for a protein of 112 amino acids. Gene Ontology annotation, molecular function: protein dimerization activity; DNA-binding transcription factor activity, RNA polymerase II-specific; RNA polymerase II cis-regulatory region sequence-specific DNA binding. Gene Ontology annotation, biological process: regulation of transcription by RNA polymerase II. The record is from RefSeq and is a predicted model, not a curated record.
UCCCUCCCUCCAUCCCUCCCUCUCUCUCUCUCUCUCUCUCUCUUUCACCCGCUCCUUCCCUCUCGCUCGUAAGGAUCCAUCAGUGAGAAUGAGGAGACGCAGCUGAGUGGACAUUAACACACCCUGGACGCUGAUGACCUGCGGACGCUGCGACUGACAUUUCUCUACCUUUCUGCAAACACAACACAGCUCCACUCAGCACCAUGACCAGGAAGGUGUUCACCAACACGAGGGAGCGCUGGCGCCAGCACAACGUCAACACCGCCUUCGCCGAGCUCCGCAAGCUCAUCCCCACCCAUCCUCCGGAGAAGAAGCUGAGCAAGAACGAGAUCCUGCGUCUGGCCAUGCGCUACAUCACCUUCCUGGUGCAGCUGCUGGAGAGCCAGAGCGGUCAGCCGGCCAGCCACUCCCCCAACACCCUGCUCACCUUCCUCAAAGGAAACAUGGAGCAGCUGCAGUCACCUCCGCACACCUGGGCCCUGACCAGUGACACCGAAGCUCCGUCACCAGGAUCCAGCUGUGACAGCACGGAGGCCUGGUAGGAACACAUCGACGAGAUGAAGAAUAAACCUCCUGAGUGAACUCUGACCCGUUUCCUGGGUCUAAAAACUGAUCUGGUCCUUUCCCACGGCUCGUUUUUGUCCCCAUUUGUCACCUGUGUGUGACUCGUGUGUCAGAAGAUGCAAUACUGUGUGAUUUCUUUUUUGUUGGUGGACUCCAAAUGUGGGUCAGCCUCCUCGCUGAUCGGUGUAACGAUGUGAUUUGCAGGUGAAAAUUGAAUUUGUAUUCUGCAUGGAUGUGUAAACCCUGGAUGUACAAUAUUCCCUUCAUGUCUCCAUGUUAAUAUUCCUUGUUAGUUUUGCAAUAAGAGGAUGUUUUGCCAAUGAGGAAAAUGGAGGGGAUUAAGGAGUUUCUCAUUUAAAGCAAUAGAUUCUGCGAGGCAUUGGAACAGAUAAUGGCUCAGCCAAUUCUCCAGGCUGCAAUCAUCUCAAAAAGCCAAGGGCACUUUUAUUCAAAUCGACAUGCUGGGGUUUUUUCUUUUCUUGAGAAGACUAAAUCUGACCCCUUUUCAAUUAUCAAGGUUAUGUGACGUCUGAAGAUUCACUUCCCAGAAAGACUUUUCCUCUUUCUCUCAUAUUUGUACACAACAGUGUUCAGUGCUGGGUGAUUUGUGGUGUUUAGGAUUGGACUGAAGUCAAACUGACAAUCCUCCUUCAGUAAUUAUAUAAUUGACCGCACAUCUUCUCAAUUACACCUCUUAACGUUUGAGUUUGAGUUUUUUUUUUGUGAAAUGCACAUGUCAUAUGGCCAAAGAUUAUGAAUUGAUUGUCUACUGUGAAGAGUGUGCUAAUGAUCUUCUGAUACCUCUUUUGUAAGUUAUUCUGUUUUCCUGUGAAUAUACAUUGUUAUUUAUUUCAACUAUUUAUUUAUUAAAUGAUUUGUUAAUAAAAAAACCUUCCUGAA